Molecule: messenger RNA, 4230 nt
Organism: Trichosurus vulpecula (common brushtail)
Lineage: Eukaryota; Metazoa; Chordata; Mammalia; Diprotodontia; Phalangeridae
Product: zinc finger protein 2 homolog
Exons: 6
Coding region: 644-2584 (646 amino acids)
Biological process (GO): regulation of transcription by RNA polymerase II
Molecular function (GO): DNA-binding transcription factor activity, RNA polymerase II-specific; RNA polymerase II cis-regulatory region sequence-specific DNA binding
Source: RefSeq, a predicted model, not a curated record
GUGGGUCGUGGACCUGUGCAGGGCGGGCGGCUCGACUGCCGGCCCGGCUGCUAAGAGAAAGAAGCCGGGUGGUGGUGUCUGUGUCCCGGGGCCGAAGAGGGCUCUGAGGCUGGAGAGGGGCGGCGUUGGGGAGCUUGGGGACCAGAGACCGGGAGAAACCUCCCUUCCCUCCCUGAGCAUGGAUGGACCUGUCUGACCCCCCCGCUUCCCUCCCCAACCGCGGGGAGCCGAGUGCCUCACUUUCCCCCGAUGCUACUUCUCGUACCGUUAUCUCCGUGUGACUGAAGGCGCUGCAUCUCUCCUGUUCCGACACCGGCCUUUGGCGGGUCCUUCUUGAGAGUCUGGAGGGAGAGCCCGUUCCCUACUGGAGAAACAGACAAUUGGAUCCUCGGGCUAAAGUGACGUUAGCUCCUAGAUGACGGAUCCCCCGCAGUAAGUCUGGCCCUUAAGAAUGAAGACAGAAGAGAAGACGGAAGUCCCCUGGGAUUCCUCCUAGCAAGAAACCCAAACUAAAGCCUGACACCAGAGCUUCGAGGAAGAGUCUGCAGAGUCCAUGCUGAAACUGAUGGAGUUGGAAGGAUUCCUGAUGACCCUGUAAGGGAAGGGUCAGGAUUUGGGUGAAGUCACAAGGUAUACGGAAAACAUGGAACAGUGGAUGACCAUGGAGCAUUUGACUCAAAUUCUUGAGGGAAAAGCUUCAUCUUCUCAGGAUCCUGGCCUUUCUCAAGAGGGGAAACCAGAAGAGGAGCAAAUGACAAUUCUUUUCCUGAAAGCCAGGUCUCAGGAAUCAGUGGCCUUUAAGGAUGUAGCUGUGGACUUCACCCAGGAGGAAUGGGGGCAGCUGGAUCCUGCUCAGAGGGACUUGUACAGGGAUGUGAUGCUGGAGAACUAUGGGAACCUGGUCUCACUGGGGUUUCCAGUUUCUAAGCCAUAUGUGAUCUCCCAGCUGGAACAAGGGGAAGAACCCUGGGUGGUGGAAAGAGAAGUUUCAAGAGGCAUCUGUCUAGACUUGGGGACCAGGACUGAAAUCAAGGGAACUGCAAAGCAGGAUGUUUCUGAAGAAGGAUUAUCUCGGGACGUGAUCAUUCAAAGAUUCACAAGGGAUAGUCUUUGGCAUUCUAAGUCAGGUGAUGCCUGGAAACAUGAAACUUGGUUACAGGGGCAGCCAAGAAACCAGGAAACACAGUUAAGGGAAGUAGCAAUUAACCACAAGCCAUCACCAAUCUGGGAAAAAGACCAUGGUUGUAAUGACCUUGGAAGAAGUUUCAAUUUAAGUUCCAUCCUUGUUACACAGCACAAAGUUCCUAUGGGAGAAAAAUCCUAUAAAUAUGAUGCAAAUGGAAAUAACUUCCAGCAAAAUCCACUAACAAUUGGUCAUCAGAAAAUUGAUUUGCGGAACAAACCUUGUAAAUGUAAUGAAUGUGGAAAAGCCUUCCGUUAUCACUCAGAACUUACUCGACAUAGGAGAACGCAUACUGGAGAGAAGCCCUAUGAAUGUAAUGAGUGUGGGAGAGGCUUCAGUCAGAGCUCAUCCCUCACUCUACAUCUGAGAUUUCACACUGGAGAGAAACCCCAUAAAUGUAAUGAAUGUGGGAAAGCAUUCAGGCACACCUCAUCUCUUGUUAAACAUCAGAGAAGUCAUACUGGAGAGAAACCUUACGAAUGCAAUGAAUGCGGAAAGGCCUUCAGCCGGAGUACACACCUUACCGAACAUCAGAGAAUCCAUACUGGAGAGAAACCUUAUAAAUGUAAUGAAUGUGGAAAAACCUUCAGCCGGAGUACUCACCUUACUGAGCAUCAGACAAUUCAUACUCGAGAGAAGCCCUAUAAAUGUAAUGAAUGUGGGCAGGCCUUCAGUCACACCUCCUCCCUUGUUAAACAUCAGAGAAUUCAUACUGGUGAAAAACCCUAUGAAUGUAAUGAAUGUGGGAAAGCCUUUAGUCGAAGAACACAUCUUACUCAACAUCAGACAAUUCAUACUGGGGAGAAACCCUAUGAAUGUAAUGAAUGUGGAAAAGCCUUCAGUCACAUAUUGUUUCUUACAAAACAUCGGAAAAUUCAUACUGAAGAGAAACCCUAUGAAUGCGAUGAAUGUGGAAAAGCCUUCAGUCAUACUUCAUCUCUUAUUAAGCAUCAGAGAACUCAUACGGGAGAGAAACCUUAUAAAUGCAAUGAAUGUGGAAAAGCCUUCAGUCAUACUUCAUCCCUUAAUAAACAUCAAAGAACUCACACUGGAGAGAAACCCUAUGAAUGUAAUGAAUGUGGGAAGGCUUUCAGUCAAAGCUCAUCUCUUGCACUGCACCAGAGUUGUCAUACUGGAGAGAGACCCUAUACAUGCAGUGAAUGUGGGAAAGCCUUCAGUCAUACUGCAUCCCUCAUUAAGCAUCAGAGAACUCAUACUGGAGAGAAACCCUAUGAAUGUAAUCAGUGUGGGAAAGCCUUCAGCCAGAGUUCAUCCCUUAUUAAACACCAGAGAACUCAUACUGGGGAGAAACCAUAUGGAUGUAAUGAAUGUGGAAAGGCCUUCAGCCAGAGCUCAUCCCUUUUUAAACAUCAGAGAACUCAUAGAAUCAUAAAAUAUUAGCAUUGGAAGACCCCUCCUUGGUCUUAUAGUCAACCCUCUUCUUCAAGGUCACCCAGCUGAUAAAUGGCAGGGCUAGGACUAAAAGCUAGGUUUCCUGACUCCCAGUCCUUUGCUCUUUCCAUUAUCCCACAUUGCCUCUACCUUAUACUGUAUAGAAAUGUCAUGAAUAACAGCUCACAUUUAUAUAGGAUUUAAGGUUUGCAGAUUGUUUUCUUAACAACCCUAUGAAGUAGGUAGUAUUAUCCCCAUUUUAAAGAUGAGGAAACUGAGGCUUAGAGAGGCUAAAGUCACACAGCUAGUAAAUAUUAGAACCAAUAUUUGAAUCCUGGUCCCCUACAUCCAAGCCCAGUGAACUUUCCAUUAUCCUGUGCUGCUUACAUAUAUGGAAAAUAAUCUUCAGUGUCAUGGUCCCUUGUCAUGGUUGAGACCAAGGUGCCCUAAAGGAAAGGGAAUGGAUCAGAAGAUUCUGCCAAGAAUAUGGGGUUUGCCGAACUUGUGAUACAGACUCAGAGCCAUCUCCCUUUGAUGUUCUGUGUCCAAGAUUUCUGGCAGGUCAGCAACAUUGUUUGGCACAUAAAACUUGACAGAAGAAUAAUCACAACACAAAGGAAAUCAUAGACGCAAGGAACAAAAUCUAAGAGCACUUACUCCACUUGCAUUUAUUGUGAUUAAGCAAGAUCCCCAUCCGUCUGCCUCCUGUUCUUUCUCUCCUAACACCAUUAACCCUGCACAUGUGGUAUGACUAGGACCAACCUUCAGACACAAAGUGAAAGUCUUUUACCUUCUUUUGUGGGCUGGCUGCAGACACUGUCAGCAUGCCAGAAGACCCCUCAGUGCCCUUGAGCACAGCUACUGCGUUCCUGCUUUUACCCACUAACCCUGAGCCCUUCCUUACUAUGCCAAUAUUAAGUCACUUCAACCCUUACUGCAUAUUGGGGAAUUCAGAAGGGGUGCAUUAUUAACAAUGGCUAGAGGAUAGUCUUUGAGUAUAAUUUACCCUUAUAUAUCAUGAACAUCCCACUGGGUAGCAGACAUGAGAAUAAGGAAAGUGUCCCUUGUGCUUAGUCAUAGUUAUUCCUCUGCUCAAAAACUUUCAAUGGUUCCCCUUGGCCUUCAAAGAUAAUGUCUAAACGCAUUAACUUGGCAGUCCAAGGGUUAACGUUAUCUUGCUAUAAUUUACUCCUGGCUUCAACCCAACUGGUUUGCUUUUUUUCUGGCUGAUCCACCUUUCACUUUGCUGCCUCAGCUCUUACUCAUAGAGUUCUAAUGCUGUGGAAUGCUCUCCCCAUCUGCCCUCUGCCCUUCCUACCAGCUCAAAUCCCACUCUGAAAGACUUUCUUGACCUCCCCUUUCUGGAUUGUGUGACUUCCCCCUACUCUGAAUAAGAAUUAUUGUCUGUGUGAUUCAUUUGGUAAUUAAUCAUGUACUUUCUUGUGGUGUCUAUUGUUGACUUGAACUGUUAUUUAAAUACUUAAAUGUUAUUUAAUUUUUCACACAUGAAGCUCCUUGAGAGCUGGGACUAUCUUAUUUGUCUUUGUAACCCUCGUAGCACUUAGCACAGUGCCUUGCACAUAAUAGGUGCUCAAUACAAUUUUAUUGAUUUGGCAUCCAAACUUUACAAAAAUAAAAUAACUUGUUUUGCAUUC